Messenger RNA from Mercurialis annua (annual mercury), 1452 nucleotides. RefSeq names its product GTPase ERA-like, chloroplastic. The transcript is spliced from 9 exons. Gene Ontology annotation, molecular function: GTP binding; rRNA binding; ribosomal small subunit binding. The record is from RefSeq and is a predicted model, not a curated record. The coding region runs from base 44 to 1297 and encodes 417 amino acids. NCBI's taxonomy places the organism in Eukaryota, Viridiplantae, Streptophyta, Magnoliopsida, Malpighiales, Euphorbiaceae. Gene Ontology annotation, biological process: ribosomal small subunit assembly.
AGUGUGUGAAAGAUGACGGUAAUAUUAUUAAUAAGCAAGUCUUAUGAAACUACUCCCAUUACCCCUCAACAAGCAAGCUCCUACAAUGGAGCUCGCUUUACACUUCCACUAUUUCUCUCCCAUUUCUCCACCAUACAAAUUAAACUCAUCCACCACUUUUACAUUCAGAAACAGACCUCAAUUUCACUUCAAAUCCAAACACAGCAGCAGCAGUAAUAAAACGACAAUGUUAUUUUCAAGAAAUCAGAUUUUAGUCAGCGAAGAAGAAGAAGAAGAAUUGGACGAAGACGAAGAAGAGGAGAAAGUAUUAUCAUUGAGUAUGAAGCCAGAGAGGAACAUGGGGUUGCUUGAUGACUAUGAAAUGGAAGAGAAUUUUGCUUCGGACCCGAAUCAUCGAAGCGGGUAUGUGGCUGUGGUUGGGAAGCCAAAUGUGGGGAAGAGUACACUUUCCAAUCAAAUGAUAGGGCAGAAGUUGUCAAUUGUUACUGAUAAACCUCAGACUACCAGACAUCGGAUUCUUGGUAUAUGUUCCGGUUCUGACUACCAGAUGAUACUUUAUGAUACGCCUGGUGUAAUUGAGAAGCAAAUGCACAAGUUGGAUUCUAUGAUGAUGAAGAAUGUUCGCAAUGCUACAAUUAAUGCAGACUGUGUUCUAGUAAUUGUUGAUGCAUGUAAAACACCUGAAAAGAUUGAUGAAGUGUUGGAAGAAGGUCUUGGAGGUCUUAAAGAGAAGCCACCUACAUUACUUGUAAUGAAUAAGAAAGACUUGAUCAAACCUGGUGAAAUUGCAAAGAAACUCGAGUUGUAUGAGAAAUUCACAGAUGUGGAUGAGGUCAUACCUGUGAGUGCAAAAUAUGGACAUGGAGUGCAAGAUAUCAAGGAUUGGAUACUGUCAAAACUUCCAUUGGGGCCAGCUUAUUACCCAAAGGACAUUGUUAGUGAACACCCUGAAAGGUUUUUCGUGGCUGAGAUUGUAAGAGAAAAGAUCUUUAUGCAAUUUCGUAAUGAAGUUCCUUAUGCAUGUCAGGUCAAUGUAGUAAGUUACAAAAGUAGGCCUACAGCAAAAGAUUUCAUACAAGUGGAGAUUGUUGUUGAGAAGAACUCUCAGAAGAUCAUCAUCAUCGGGAAGGAAGGAAGAGCUCUAAAAGUACUUGCAACAGCUGCUCGGCUCGAUAUAGAAGACUUCUUGCAGAAGAAAGUCUUUCUUGAGAUAGAAGUAAAAGUGAAAGAGAACUGGAGGCAGAAUGAAGGGCUUCUUAACCACUAUGGCUAUGGAGGGAAAAUUCGAGCCUUAUAACAACAAUUUUGCUAGAAUCUCCAGCUAUCCAACAGAAUUUGUUGGGAUUGUUUACUUGUAAGAAACUGAAUUUUUUCCAGGAAAAUUGUAAAUUAAAUUUUGGUGUUUAGUUGAAAUUAUUCUCUGAAUGAAAGACUAAAGUUGAGUUUUUUAAA